This is a messenger RNA of Globicephala melas (long-finned pilot whale), 5142 nucleotides long. RefSeq names its product proline and serine rich 1 (gene PROSER1). The record is from RefSeq and is a predicted model, not a curated record. Lineage: Eukaryota; Metazoa; Chordata; Mammalia; Artiodactyla; Delphinidae.
CUUUUAAAUUCAGACUUAACAACCAAUAAUUAGCACAGUCAAACCUUAGAAUUAAGGUUUGAUUAAUAACUUUCAGGCUCUGGGAAAGACUUCAACUUCAUCCAAUUCCGAGACAUCCAGGCAUCCGCUAUGGACACCUACAUUCCCACACCAGGACCCCUCCACAGGCUCUCCGCGAAGAGUGGCUUCAGCAGACGGCGCAGAAUUGACUUUACUCUGGCGCGACGGGCUCCGUUGAAGGACCCCACGAGCCGGGGGAAGCUCUGGGGGUAACCAGGAAGGGCUCUUGGCGCCGUUGGCGCUGCGGUCUUCGGGAGUCCCCCUACCUGAGACCGUACCCCCUUCGCCCGGCUCCCGGUGCUCGCCGGCCGCCGGCCCGCUCCCGGAAGCGGUGGCAGCUUGUAACAAAGAGCUGCCAGGCCGCUGCUGCCCGGGCUACGGGACCCAGGAGUCCGGCGGAGCUGCUGGGAGUGAGCGCGAGGCGGGCCAUGAGGCCCGGUUCGCGGCGGUGAGGGGCGGCCGGCGGCGGCCGAGGUGCAAGUGCGGGCCGAGAAGCCGGUGCUUCCCUCCUCGCCGCCCGCGGGAUUCGGGGCGCGGGUGCCUCUGCUCUCCGGGCCGCUCCACUCGGGAAGGCGGCUUCCGGACCUUCCCCCGGCGGCGCAUGCCUUUGAGCUGCGGGGACCGACGCUCUGCCUCCGGCCACCGAACCUCGGGUUUCUCUUCCCCGAGGGGGUCCUGAAGCUUUGUGUAAAGAAGCUGGGGAAGCCUGACGGGUUUUGUUUUUAAUAAAAAGUUUUUAUAAGUCUGCACUUUUAGAAAUUUUUGCAGAGUUUGAAGUACUCUACCUCUUCGCAUCCUUUAUUCUGCUCCUUGAGUCUUUUUUCUUCUCAGCUGUAAACGUUUUUACUAUCGGAGCGGACCAGGGAUGAACGUUUUGUAAUUGAAACUGUAACUCCUCUCGUCGAGAUAGUAGUCAAGAUGGACAAAAAGUCCUUUGAAACGGUGCUGGAUGAAAUUAGAAAGGCUGUUUUGACAGAGUACAAAUUAAAAGCAAUUGAAUAUGUGCAUGGAUAUUUCUCCAGUGAACAGGUGGUUGAUUUACUGAGAUAUUUCUCCUGGGCUGAGCCUCAGUUGAAGGCAAUGAAAGCAUUACAGCAUAAAAUGGUGGCUGUUCACCCAGCAGAAGUGGUCAAUAUACUCAACUGUUUCACCUUCAGUAAAGACAAACUAGUUGCACUUGAACUGCUAGCUUCAAACAUUGUUGAUGCACAGAAUUCUCGUCCCAUUGAAGAUCUGUUCAGGAUAAAUAUGUCUGAGAAGAAACGGUGCAAGAGAGUGCUUGAACAGGCUUUCAAGGCGGGCUGCAAAGCUCCUCAUGCUAUGAUAUCUUCUUGUGGAACAAUCCCAGGAAAUCCAUAUCCCAAAGGAAAACCUAGUCGCAUAAAUGGAAUUUUCCCAGGAACCCCUUUGAAGAAAGAUGGUGAAGAGUGUACCAACGAAGGCAAAGGAAUAGCUGCACGGAUUCUCGGACCGUCCAAACCACCUCCUUCAACAUACAAUCCACAUAAACCCGUUCCUUAUCCGAUACCUCCAUGCCGGCCACAUGCAACUAUUGCACCAAGUGCUUAUAACAAUGCAGGUCUGGUACCAUUAGCCAAUGUCAUAGCUCCAGGUGUGCCCCCGCCACCUCCAUAUACUCCUAAUCCAGUAGCAGCAGAGAAUGAAGACCUUUCCAAUCAGUCAAAACCUACACAGAAUCCAGCGUUUUCUGCCCCAGCAAGUCAGCUCUUUUCUCCUCGUGGCUCUAACCCUUCGACACCUGCGGCAACUCCUGUUCCUGCUGCUUCCCCGGUCAAGGCAGUAAAUCAUCCAUCGGCAUCGGCCACUGCCGCCCUCCCUGGGAUGAACCUGCUGAACACCGUCCUUCCUGUGCUCCCGGGUCAGGUCUCAGCUGUUCAUGCACCUCAGCCAACGACGCCCAAUCCAACAGUUAUCAGAACCCUUUCCUUGCUGGCUGCACCGGUGACUUCUGUUCACAGCACCACAUCUGCUCCCGUUCCUUCUGUUUUUUCUGGCCACGUUCCACUGCCAGGUUCUUCGGCCACCCCUACCCCAGCACCUCAGGCCGCAUCUACACCUCGGGCCACCCCUGCUUCCAGUGAAACAUUUGCUUCUACUUCUGCCCCUUUCACUAGCCUCCCCUUUGCCGCCACCUCUACUGCCGCUUCUACCAACAACCUCGAUUCCUCCUCACUGGCAUCGGUUUUUGCUGGUCUCCCCUUGACCUUAACACCGACCUCCCAAGGUGUGUCCAACCCGACUCCUUCUGUAAUCGCCUGCAGUUCUGCUCCCACUGUUUCCUGUCCACUGGGUGUAAAUAAUCCCCUUCUGUCUGCUUUAAAAGGCUUUCUGACAUCAAAUGACACCAACCUCAUCAACUCUUCCACGUUACCCUGCGCCGUUACUAGUGGGCUGGCUUCCCUCGCCUCCCUCACUAACCAGAGCUCCGACUCUGCGGCGGCCGCCCUUAACAAGGGCUACGGCUCGCAGCGGGCCUCCACGCCGGGACUGGCCCUGUUCCCGGGCCUGCCCUCGCCGGCGGCCAACGCGGCUUCCACGCCCCCGGCUCUGCCUGCGCCCGCCGCCGCUGCCUCCUCGGGGCCUGCCGGCUGCGGCUCCUCGGCCACCCUGCUGCACGGCCCGCUCGCGAGUCACGCAGACGCGCCCGGUUCGUCGACACCCGCCGCCACCAGCCUGCCCGUGGUGAUCAAGACCGAGCCCGCAAGCCCCACUCCUUCUGCCUUCAGGGGCCCGGCGCCCCCGCCGCCCCCCACCCCCGCUCCGGGCGCGCUGGGCCUGCCAGGGGCGUUGGGGCGAGCGUAUGCGGCGGCUUCGGUGCCCGUCAGUUUACCGUCCUGCCUCGCCCCUGCGCUGCCGGGCCUCCCGGGCCUGAGCGCGACCCCGAGCGGCUCGAGCCCCCUGCCCUCCCUCCCGCUGCCUGCGCAUGGCUCCUCCGCGCCCAUCGCCCCUGUCUUCAGCGCCUUGCCCCCUUUCACUUCGCUGAGCAGUGGCUUCGCCCAGGCUGCCCACCCGCCCCUCGGCGCCCCCGCCUCGUCCGCCCCCACCUGCGCCCCCGGCCCCUCGGCGCCCGCCUCGGCGGCGGCCUUCCCACUCAGCCUGCCCGCCGCCGUGCCCUCGCUCUUCUCCGUGGCGCAGGGACCUCUGCCGGCCUCGGCUCCCUCCUACCCCGGCUUCUCCGUCUCCGGCGCGCCCCCCGCGCUGCCCUCGUUCCCGGGGCUGCAGCCGCCCGCCACCGGCGCCGCCACCGCCCCGUCGCCCGCUCCCGUCCUCCCCGGGUUCGCCUCCGCCUUUAGUUCCAGUUUCAACUCCGCUCUGGUUGCGCAAGCCGGCUUAUCAUCUGGACUUCAAGCUGCAGGCAGUUCUGUUUUUCCAGGCCUCUUGUCCCUCCCUGGUAUCCCUGGGUUUUCCCAGAAUCCUUCACAAUCAUCCUUGCAGGAAUUACAGCAUAAUGCAGCCGCACAGUCAGCAUUGUUACAGCAGGUCCACUCAGCUUCAGCUCUGGAAAGCUACCCAGCUCAGCCGGAUGGGUUUCCUAGUUAUCCUUCAACACCAGGAACACCGUUUUCUUUGCAACCAGGCCUGUCCCAGAGUGGGUGGCAGUGAAUACAUUUAAAUGCAUAUUCUCCUCCAGGGCAACAUCAGAAUCGCCUGAGGACUGCAGUGAACAAUCGGACACACAAAUGUGCAGUUGGCCAAAAGUCAGGAAAUGAGGAUGAGGAUAAUCCUGGGGAAAUUGGGAUAAGAGCUUAAAAAACGUCGUUACAUUUUUUAAAAAUGGUUUUAAGUAUGGACAUUCCCCUAUGUAAAUAUGCUGACAAUAAAUUGUAUGGAGAAUAGUAUUUUUAAAAGUGUUUGGGGGGCUUCCCUGGUGGCGCAGUGGUUGAGAGUCCGCCUGCCGGUGCAGGGGACACGGGUUCGUGCCCCGGUCCGGGAAGAUCCCACAUGCCGCAGAGCGGCUGGGCCUGUGAGCCAUGGCCGCUGAGCCUGCGCGUCCGGAGCCUGUGCUCCGCAACGGGAGAGGCCACAACAGUGAGAGGUCCACGUACCGCAAAAACAAACAAAAAAGUAUUUGGGGACUUUUCACCUCCCACCCUAUGAAAUUUUGAAUCAUGUAUAUGAUCUAUGUAAGAAGAAUACUAAAGAGGUUGAACUCUUUAUAGCCGAAUACAGCCUUAAAUCUGCUUGUACAGCAUCCACUGACAGAAGUAAUAGUCGUGCCUCAGACUUAACGGGUUGCAUGUGGCCUUGGGGGAGUUACUACCCUUGGUAUGCAAGAGUGCUUCCUAUUAGCAUCACUGGAACUCAGUAUCCGUACUCCAUGUGUAUCCACAAAAGGGAACUUGAGACCCACCGUUAUUUUUAACUUCUGACAUUAAUGAUCAUAUGUGUACUGCUGAAUUUAACUCAGUGUAUUUCAGGUAAGUGAAAAUGGUGCUUAAUAUAGUCUUUAGAAUGACUUUCAGGUGUUUUCAACUAAAAACAUAUAUAUCCAGAACUACUUUCUUACAGAAAUACAAGUAAGGCUUGUGAUAAUUUGCCUUCAAAACUUAUUUCUUAAUCUCAGCAGUAUCCAAAUGAGUGAGGAACAUUUGACUGACCCUUGGGCCACCUCUAUUACUCAUUGUACUCUGGAAGCUCUUGGUGAAUGUUUACAAUCAUGGGAUGUAGUAUUUCUAUUUGUACUUAGAAUCACAUGCUUACCUAGAAUAAUUAUGUGACAACAGAUAGAAAGACUUGCUCUGUUAGUAAAUAUGCAGUGUGUACUCUAUUUAAGGUUCUGUGCUAGUAUAACACGGUUGAAUGUCAUUACGUGUAACAGCUGCCGCAUUUGGGGGACAGGGCGUAGGGAGGAUGAUUUCCAAUCCUGUGAUUAAAAGUAUAAACCAUAGAAUCUACUGUAGUACAUUUCAUCAUCUAGAAGUUUUACUUUUAUAAAGAUGGUGUCUGGAAGAUGUUGCUAAUGUAUUUUCCUUCAACCUGGGGAAAAAACUUUUUAAGUAUAUUAAUAUUCCUGUAUGGUUAGUUUUUAACAAUUUUUUAAAAUAAACCUUAUGGAUACGA